This is a messenger RNA of Chenopodium quinoa (quinoa), 615 nucleotides long. RefSeq names its product protein FAR1-RELATED SEQUENCE 5-like. Gene Ontology annotation, biological process: regulation of DNA-templated transcription. Bases 1 to 615 code for a protein of 204 amino acids. The transcript is spliced from 5 exons. Lineage: Eukaryota; Viridiplantae; Streptophyta; Magnoliopsida; Caryophyllales; Amaranthaceae. The record is from RefSeq and is a predicted model, not a curated record.
AUGAGGAAAGCUUUAAAGUCGACUAUGAAAGGAACCAUUCAUCGAUGGUGCAUUUGGCACAUAACCCAAAAAUUUUCCAAGAAGCUAGGAAAGCUUCCUAACUAUGCAAAAAUUCACGAUGAUCUUAAGAAUGCCAUCUACGAUAGUCUUGAUUGUGAAGAGUUUGAGACCAAUUGGCCUGAAGUGCUGUUGAAAUAUGGUGCAUUUACAUGUACUGUCUGCAUAUACUAUUCUUCUGAUACUGACAUAGUGACCUUUCAUAUACAAGUACCUGUUAUGCUUACAUGGUUGUAUGAUAAAUUUCAUAUGUGGGUUCCCGUCUUUAUGAAACAUCUAUUUUGGGUUGGAAUGAAGACAACUCAACGUGUGAAGAGUAUUCAUAGGUUUUUUAAUGGCUAUUUAAGCAAGCACACUUUGUUGUUUGAGUUUGUGGAGAGGUAUUGUCAUGCCUUGGAGGUUAGAUGUACAAGUGAGAAAAAAGCUGAUGAUAACAAUGAGCGGUAUGACAAGAUGAUGGUCAGGAUUGAUAGUUUGUGUUCAAAAGCUUUGGGUUACAUUAAAACUACUGAAGUGGUGAUGCAAGCACUGCAGUUAGUUGAAUUGCAAGUUGAGUAG